CUCCAAUGGCAAUGGCGAAUCUCUCCUCUCGACGACACUAAAUCAUCCCCAAAUCCUCACAAAGCCUUCGAUAUAGAUCCUAAUUUUAGUUAGAAAUUGAAAUUCCUUGAAUUGAAUCAUCAAUUUGAUGCAAUGGAGCUGGUAGCGAGAAGCAAGCAAUCGCGAUUGCCGAGUACGCUCGGGCCGGGCUUCCGAUUUCAUCCGACCGAUGAGGAAUUGGUGCAGUAUUACCUGCGGCGAAAAUCCAGCGGUAAAGGUUUCCGAUUCGACGCUAUCACGGAUGUCGAUGUUUACAAGGCCGAACCAUGGGAUCUCCCAUAUAUGUCAAAGAUGAAGAACAGGGAUUUGGAGUGGUAUUUCUUCAGUUUUCUGGACAAGAAGUAUGGCAAUGGAGCGAGAACAAACAGGGCAACUGAAAAAGGGUAUUGGAAGACAACAGGAAAGGAUAGGCCCAUUUAUCAUAAAAGGCAGAUUGUUGGUAUGAAGAAAACUCUUGUGUAUCAUUGUGGACGGGCCCCCAAAGGUCAGAGGAGUAACUGGGUCAUGCACGAGUACAGGCUUGCUGCCUCGGAGUCGGAGACUGCUAAAGUUGCUAAGGACUCGUUUGUUGUCUGCCGAAUCUUUAAAAAGAGUGGCUCAGGUCCAAAGAAUGGUGAGCAGUAUGGAGCACCAUUUGUGGAUGAGGAAUGGGAUGAUGAUGAGUUCGAAUUGCUUCCACAGGACGAAGCUACACAUGAAAUUGACUUUGGUGAUAAUACCUAUAUGGAAGAACUUAAGCAGAUUAUUGAGUCAGAUGUUCCGUUGAACAUGACUCCUGUCAGCUCAGAUGGCAGCCAUGAUUGUGAGGCCAUUGAAACUUUUAGCCAUCAGCAGUUUCAGAUUAUUGAGUCAGAUGUUCCGUUGAACAUGACUCCUGUCAGCUCAGAUGGCAGCCAUGAUUGCGAGGCCGUUGAAACUUUUAGUGGUACCCAAAAUCCCUUUGAGUCAGCAGGUGAUAGCUAUUGUGAACCCCUCAAGAUUUGUUAUAACCAGAACAUACCAAAUUGGCCUGCUUCAUAUGAUACGGAGGCUAUACCAGUCAAUCACGCGGACCUUGGUGAAUGGAUCAAUUCUGGGAACUCUGAUUCUGCUACCGAUGAUCUUAGUUUCUUGCUUGAUGAACCAUUCCUCGAUUCUUUUGAAAAAUUCCUGAAUGAUGAUGACGGAUUCAUUGAAGCUAAUGAUCUCUCAAAACCCCAUGAAACUAAUACCGGUGCUUUUGAUAUGCUUACGGAGUAUCUUGAUGCUGGUAAUGAUGACAGCUCGCUCUACUUUGCUUGCGAUCCUGAUGUGAUCUUCGGAAAUGAGGAUCUUGCUUCCAACCAGACAUUGCUUCCUCAGAUGAACAUGGGCAAUGGAACCGAGCAAGCAUUGUUGCCAAGUGGACCACUUAUCGACAAUAAUAACUUCAAUGCUGUGUUUUCACCUGAGAAGCAAGCAUCUACAGAGUCUCACUCAGAUUUCCAGCAACAGUAUAUCAAUCAGGCAAGAGGAAUGCUGGGGGAUAUCAAUGCUCCACCAGCAUACGCUGCAGAGUUUCCCUCCAAAGAUACAAUGCGUCGUCUCAAUUCUGUCCUGCGAUCUCCCAGUUCUGUGCAUGUUAGCGGCAGCACAAUUCAAGUAAGAAACUCGACUAUGGCCGGCAAAGGCACAGAUCAGUCCUCCGGCAACCACAAGGACUUCAACAUCGUCCUCUCUUUCGGCUUCUCACAUGCUGAUGAUGGAUCUUCAAGCUUGGAAUCGAGUGUUCACAUUGUCCCAGGGAAGACUGCUGCUGCGAUCUCUCGGGGCUGGCUCUGCUUCAUAUUUUUCUGGAUCCUAAUCUUCUCAAUGAUGAGCUUCAGGUUUGGUAACUAUGCAGGCGUCAAGUGAAGUGGCUUGAUACUGAAUUCAUAACACUUGCCAGAUUCAUUUUUCUACUUGUUGACUUAUAUCACUGCAUAACCCAAAUCUUAUCAUUUUUGUUUAGUUUUUAGUGGUUAGUAUAUAUUAUGCAUAUAUAGGAGUGAGUAGAAUCUGGUUUGACUGAGAAUGUUAGUAUCUUUCAGUAUUUUUUCUAUUUGAACCCAAACAUGUUAUGGCUGA
This is a messenger RNA of Salvia hispanica, 2124 nucleotides long. RefSeq names its product NAC domain-containing protein 78-like. NCBI's taxonomy places the organism in Eukaryota, Viridiplantae, Streptophyta, Magnoliopsida, Lamiales, Lamiaceae. The record is from RefSeq and is a predicted model, not a curated record. Gene Ontology annotation, molecular function: DNA binding. Gene Ontology annotation, biological process: regulation of DNA-templated transcription.